Molecule: messenger RNA, 2454 nt
Organism: Mya arenaria
Lineage: Eukaryota; Metazoa; Mollusca; Bivalvia; Myida; Myidae
Product: phosphatidylcholine transfer protein-like
Exons: 6
Coding region: 154-834 (226 amino acids)
Molecular function (GO): phosphatidylcholine binding; phosphatidylcholine intramembrane carrier activity
Source: RefSeq, a predicted model, not a curated record
GUAAACAAACUUUGACAGAUCCAAAACAUGUGAAUUCGUGUCAGGGUUUAAUCAAAGAAGGCGUGACAAACAAGAAUUAAAACGUUACUGAUAGUUACCAAAUUUUCAUUUAAAAUCAGAACUACACAGGUAUCACUCCUGGUCAAGCUAAAAAUGGAAGGUCAGUCAGUUUUUCCUAGUGGGUUUUGUGCGUUCAAAGAUUCUGAUUUCCUGGAUGCUUGCAAGGAGCUAGAUAACCCACAAAUAGAGGGAUGGGAGUUUUUCACCAGCUCACAUGGCGUCACAAUCUACAGGAUGUACAAUGAGACAUCAGGCCUAUAUGAAUACAAGAUCUAUGGAGUCCUGGAUGAUGUGAAUCCUGAAGUAUGUGCAGAGGUCUACAUGGAUCUGGAAUAUCGUAAAACCUGGGAUACAUAUGCUAAAGAGCUGAAUGAGACCGAGGCUGAUGGGAAGAAGGUGAUCUACUGGAACGUGAACUUCCCCUGGCCAAUGUGGAACAGAGAUUAUGUAUACGCUCGCACAUUACGUGAGAUGGAUUACAACGGUAAUAAAGUGUGGGUAGUCCUUGCACGCAGUGAGAAUGUUCCAUCAAUACCAGAGAAGAGUGGGGUUAUAAGGGUGGAUGACUACCUACAGAGCUGUGUCCUCACUACAGAUGGCAAAGUGGGAUCAAAAGCAUACAUGAGAUAUUAUGACAACCCAAAAGGUGCCAUUCCCACAUGGUUGAUCAACUGGGGAGCCAAGACUGGUGUACCAGAGUUCCUGUCGAUUAUGCAAAAAGCCUGUCGCGGAUAUCCAGAAUAUCAGAGUAAAAAACAGUCCCAGUCCAGCUAGCAUGAAAUUCCACUUAUUAAGAUAUCUAAUGUAUAAAUCAUAGAUUUUUGUUUUAUCAAGCCAUAAACCAUAAUGGUAAAUUAUGAUGUGUGGUGUCCCCAUAUAAUUUCAGUAAAGCUUGUUUGUAAUACCUUUCAUUUGGUAUAAUUUUUAAAUAUUUUUUCUCUACUCUUGAAAUCCUUUCAAAUGUUACCAAAUAAUACGGGGUCACCAGUCAUCCAAACUUCACAUAAUAAUAAUUGUACAUCGAAUACCUUAAAAGAAACAUGACACAAAGCUAUUCUUGUUUGUGCAUUUCUACAUUUUAACAUGUAUUUAUUGAAGUAUGAAAUUUUAGUACGAGUUGUACAAUUCAUUUUCCCUGAUGCAAUAAUUACCUCAUUAUUUUUUGACAAGUUUUUACUUUUAUAUUGUCCAAGCCUCAAUGAUAUAUCAACCUCAUAAGAUAAUGAUAUUGAUUUUUAUUUUAACGAUGCAUUAGUCAUAUUUUAAGCUGUUUGAAGUGAUACUUAAUUCUGUCAACCAUAUGAUACAUGUCGAGGGCUCAACGCAACACUAUUGUAACUCAUUUUUUCAAAUUUUACAGGAGGUUGAAAAAACUUCACAAUUUUUUUUAUUAUACAUAUUUUGUAAGAGUCUUAGUAUAUUUGUCUUUGAAAGUAGAAUCAAUUUAUUAAUCCAAAUAGAAAUUUGAAUUAUAAUGUUGUGUUUUUAUUAUAUUUGAAUAAAUAUUAGUUACAAUACUGUUGCCUCUGAAAAUGAGAAAAUAUCAUUUAAUUUUUCAACGCAACACUAUUGUAACUGAAGUUGCAAUAGUGUUGCAUUAUCUUUUUUUACCAGUUAUUUACAAUUUGCAGAGCAACACAAUGAUAUUUUUGUUUUGUUUUUAAGUUGUACCUACAUAUUAAUUUAAAACAUAUAGCUUAAAACACAUUUAAUUCCUCAUAGUUCUUUGUAGUUUUUAAUAAGAGUAUUAUAUAGUUGCCUUUUAAAUUCAAUUCAUAAAAAAGGCACAAAUAGUUAACUUGAAUCUUAAUGCGCUGUGUACUGUACUGUGGCUUGUAUAAGGCGACACUAAAUUGAUGUUUCUUUCAUUUUUUUAAUCAGUUCAAAUAGAAGACAUUUUUUAACAUACUAAUAAAACUGCUUUCCUACGAUUGUCGAAUAAAAUCAGGCUUAAAUGUUUUUGUGUGUGUUCUUUGUAAGGGUAUAACCUUUAACAACAUUUAAUAAGUUUGAAAUUGCACUCUUAGGGCAUUAUUGUUAAACAUUUUCAUUCCGAGUAUCCAUUAUUUGGGACAAACUAUGUUUGCUUGCAGUUUUAAACAUGAUUUAGAAAGUGUAAUCUUUAUUUUUAUUUUGCCCUCUGGCUCAAAACAAAUUUGUGUAGCCUUGCAAUUACAUUUAUUUGCAAGUCUAUGCAGCGUAACUUUAUUACACGAUUCACGUCAGAUUUGAAUCUGAACUUAUAUAAUAAUGUAUAUUACUGUGAUUGUUAAAUUACCAUAUGUUGUUAUAUUAAUAGUUAUUCAUCCAUUAUUUAGUUUAAUUUACAAUGUAAAUUUGAUUCUUGUGUUCAAGCUUUGUAAAAAGUCUUGUAAAUUUACUGUGAUAAUAAAA